AUAUGUGUGACAUGACAUAAGACAAAUCGCUAAAGAGACGAAAAUUCGAAUCAAAAAGUACUCUGUGAUUCAAAUCAAGAUUUUGAGUUAUUAAAACUUAACAAGCCGGCUGUUGUACCAGUUUAUGCAAUAAUUCUUUCUAAAAAGUUCAAAACGUAACACCCUUGACUUCGAUUUGAUGAAGGAUUGAAAAAUUACCAUGGCAAAACCCGUAACACACGUUCUGUUUGACAUGGAUGGGCUGAUACUAAAUACAGAAGAUUUGUAUACUGUGGCAUUCCAAAAUAUUGUAUCACGCUAUGGCAAAAACUACACCUUUGAUUUAAAACUGACACUCAUGGGCUGUCAGUCUAAAGAAACGGCUGAAUUAAUAAUAAGUGCUCUAGAAUUACCAAUGACACCUGAAGAAUUUAUAAAGGAAAGUAAAGAGCAGUUUGAGGUCUUAUUUCCAGAUUCAGAACUAAUGCCAGGUGCAAAAAGACUUAUAGAGCAUCUACACAAGAAAGGAAUACCUAUAGGUUUAGCAACAAGUUCAAGUGAAGAAAGUUACCACUUAAAAGUAGAUAAACACCAUCAAGAUUUAUUUGCUUUAUUUCCUUAUAAAACAUUUGGUUCCUCAGAUCCUAAUGUAAAAAGAGGGAAACCACAUCCAGAUAUAUUUUUGGUUGCAGUAGCGAAAUUUCCUAAUAAUCCAAAACCUGAACAGUGCCUUGUUUUUGAAGAUGCAGUGAAUGGUGUGAAGGCUGCUAGAGCGGCAGGCAUGCAAGUUGUAAUGGUACCAGAUCCCAGAGUUGACAAAAGCUUGACUGAAGAAGCUACCGUUGUUUUAAAAAGCUUGGAAGAUUUUAAACCAGAAUUAUUUGGACUACCUCCAUUUGAAGACUAAAUUGUUUUGAUUAUGUAGUAUAAUACUAAUUAUUUAUUAUUGUGAUAAUAUAAUUUUACUAAAAGUAGUGAAACUACAUGCAAUGUACCUACAUAAAUGUAAAUAUUUUCAUGUACAAAGUACACGGACCCUACUACU
Messenger RNA from Maniola jurtina (meadow brown), 1024 nucleotides. RefSeq names its product pseudouridine-5'-phosphatase-like. NCBI's taxonomy places the organism in Eukaryota, Metazoa, Arthropoda, Insecta, Lepidoptera, Nymphalidae. Bases 200 to 886 code for a protein of 228 amino acids. Gene Ontology annotation, molecular function: phosphatase activity. The transcript has 4 exons. The record is from RefSeq and is a predicted model, not a curated record.